AUGGGCAAAGUUAGCAAUUCCAUUUUGAAUGCUUUCACUCAUAAGAGAAGUGAAGUUGUCAUGGCAAAGUAUUCAGCUGAAUACUCCAAAAAAUAUGGUGAUGCCUCCACCUCAGAUGCUCCUCCACGUGAUUAUGACUUGUGGUUUGACGCAACUGAUGUCCCAACUCAUGGCCAUGUCUAUGGCUUUAGUCCCCUAGAGGAUCUCACUGGAAUUAUUGGGCAAUCAUCAUCUGCUUCCACCUCUACAGGUCAAGCUCCAGAGCUGUACACUCAUGAAGACCUUCUACUGACGGCGGUUCUGUCACGGAGGUUAGUGACGGGAAUCGCCGCCGUCACGGAGAAUUUAGCGACGCGUGUUUUUGUAACGAAUGCUCGUCCCCUUUUCUCUCCAUCGCUCUUUCUCGAUCUGAGACCAAUCUUCCCCAACCAAGUCCUCCUCUUCCUCAAAUCAUCCUCUUACCUCCCAUUUCCGACCUCUUUUGCCUCUACUACUCUUCCUCCCUCUCCAUCAUCGCAGGCGGCGGCGGCGGCAGUUGGUGGGCUGGCCUGUGGAAGGCGGCCUUAUCCUCAGCUCCCUUCCUAUUUUUCCACUUCUCUUUGUGGCGUUGAGAAGCAGCACGUAAAGAAUGUCUCUGGUAAUGAUGCCUUCACCCUCCUCUUCGCCGCCGUCGAGUCCGACAUCGAUACCGCCCUCCAGAAAUGGGAGAUGGAUGCCGGGAAGAAAAAUAGGGUGACAAUGGCAGCGAUGAAUGCUAAGAUCCAGCGCACCAAGGCCCGGUUGAUGGAGGAGGUGCCCAAAUUGCAGAGGUUGGCGCUCAAGAAGGUCAGCUUCUUUGUCAUUCUGUUCUUUUUAAUUAAAUAUUUUUUGAAAAUUAUGAUUCUUGUUUUAGUUUCUGCUUUUUGAAUUGUAAAUUUUGGUAUGUUGAGAAACAAUGCAGCUUUUGUUUUAAAAAAAAAGUGAGAGAGAGAGAGAGAGAGAGAGUCAAUGCAGGUACUUUGAACGAUCUGUGAAUCAUUUCAUUUGGUAUUUGCAUAAAUUUGGAAAUAAAUUUUGAUUACUCUCUAUCCCAUUUUCAUGAAUAUGGCAAUUUUAAGUGGCCUGAAUGGUUUUAGAUUACCCAAUCACAUCUUUCUGUGCUACAGGGCUUAUGGCUUUGGAUUAAUUUUGAUUUUCUGAGCUUGCUAAAAGGAAAGGCGCCAUGGCAUUAGGAGGA
Phoenix dactylifera (date palm) is the source of this 1216-nucleotide messenger RNA. NCBI's taxonomy places the organism in Eukaryota, Viridiplantae, Streptophyta, Magnoliopsida, Arecales, Arecaceae. The record is from RefSeq and is a predicted model, not a curated record.